AUGGUAGCAGCUUGUAAAGGGCACAAAAGUGUGUUUGAUCUCCUCGUGUCAAAGAAGGCUGACCUGACACUGGUGGAUGGCGAUUGUAAUAGCUUACUUCAUCUUGCUUGUGCUGGUGGUAACACAGCUAUAGUACAGCAUUUGGUGUCACCUUCUAACAUCAAUACUACAGGACAGUAUGGACACACACCAGUCAUGGUAGCAGCUGGUAAAGGACACCAACGUGUGUUUGAUCUCCUCGUAUCACAGAAGGCUGACUUGACACUGCGGGAUGACCAUGGUAAUAGUUUACUUCAUCAUGCCUGUAAUGGAGGUAACACGGCUAGAGUACAACAUGUCUUGUCACCCUCCAACAUCAACUUAGGUGGACAAAGUGGUUUGACUCCAAUUGUGUUCGCAGCUCUUCGAGGCCAUCAAAGAGUGUUUGACCUCCUGGUGUCUAGGAAUGCUGACCUGACACAGUGGAUAGCAAUUGUGAUAGUUCGCUUCGUCCUGCCUAACGUGAGGUCAAGACAACAAUAG
This is a messenger RNA of Haliotis rufescens (red abalone), 522 nucleotides long. RefSeq names its product integrin-linked protein kinase homolog pat-4-like. Gene Ontology annotation, molecular function: protein binding. The record is from RefSeq and is a predicted model, not a curated record. NCBI's taxonomy places the organism in Eukaryota, Metazoa, Mollusca, Gastropoda, Lepetellida, Haliotidae. The transcript has a single exon. The coding region runs from base 1 to 522 and encodes 173 amino acids.